AUGGUGAAGCGGGUGGCAGGCACGGCGCAGCUCCUCUGGCUACUCAGCCAUGGCUGCCCUCAGCUCUGGUCAUCCGUGGGGCRGCUGGAGGCUCUUGGAGGGGACACAGGCCCCAGCACCCUGCAGGCAGGGUUGACAGAGAGACACUUCAGGCCAGCACCUGAGGAAUUUGUCCCAGCCUGCUCUGUGCCAGCAGGCCAGCCUGCCAGCUGCUCUUUGUUUCCACCCUCUGGCCCUGCCGAGGUUAGCCCAGAGCAUGGCCGUGUUUGUCCUGCAGGUGUGCUGACCUUGCCGCCGGCCGCUGUUGCCGCCCCGGUGCCCGCCAUGCCGGGCAGCCCGCUGUCGGACAGCGAGUAUCAGCAGUUCUUCGCCAGGCUGCACCCGCCCUGGCAGGCCAACAUGUUCUGCCUGCUGCGCCAGGCCUACGGCUGCCUCAGCCCCACCAUCGUGCACCUGGACCAGGACGAGAACCACGGCGAAAUCCCCGAAGGGCCGGUCUGCACUGAAUUGGCAGAGAUGGUGCAGUUCCAGACCUUCUGCCAGUUCGCCCAGUAUCGCUGCCUCAAAGAGCAGUUCUACGUCAAGCGAGUCCCGUGUUUGCAUUGGUCCCUAACAAGCCCCUUCCCGACRGAGCAAUCCCCCACUGCGAACGCCUCAAUAGCGGAUGGAGUCUCCCCUGCCAUGGAAGGUCAGAAACGGCAGCUGGGGAGGCCCCCCACAGCCACGCCAAUGGUGCCCACGCCCUCGCAGAUGAGCAGCACUGUGCACCCAUCCACCCUCUGGACUGCCACCACCGCAGCACUUGCCACGGUGGAAUCCUCYGACGACCAAAGCCUGCGGAAAAGCAUCUGGCAGCUGAUCCAUUCGGCCCUCUCCUUGGAUGCAUCCCUGGACACCAAGUCCAGAGGCUCUCCUUGGAACUUCACCACGCCGGCCCCAGCACGCACACCGGAGCAGGAAAUGCCCCCCCGAGGCAGCCUUUUAGCCCUGCAGAAUGACGAGGCGGUGCUGGUCCUGUGCUAUGCAGUGCUGGAGGGAAAAUGUGUCUCAUCCAUGCUCGCCAUGGCCUGGAAGGAGAUGGAAAGAAGAGUCUUUGGGUUYGGAGACUCGGUGUGUGACAACCUUGGGCGGCACCACAUGGACCUGUGCCCCGACUGCGCUUUCUGCUCGCUGAAGAGGGAGCAGUGCCAGAACAUCGAGACCCUGAACCGCRUUCCCUGCGGCUCCAGCAGCUUCUCCGCCUACAUCAACCCUCACAUCUUAGCCCAGCACGGGGACACCAAGGACCAGUCCAAGUCUCCAAAGACCCAGGAGAACUACAACACGGACAAUUUUAGAGGGAUGAGGCUGGAGUACUGGUGCAGCCGRAUGGCCAUCCAUGGCUGUAAGGACCCUGCCGUGACCCUCUGGCUGGAGACAGAGUAUGAAAAAUUYAAACAUGGGGAUGGCUCGAAAAAGAUCUGUGACUCAAGYGGAGUUCAGCAUCCCAACUACUGCAUGUUCAAGAACUACCAGUGCCUCCUGAAGAGCAUCCACAACCAGAGGGUGACCCAGGUGAAAUGUGAGCAUCACGGGCACUACCGGGUGCUGAGUGCGACCGAGGGAGCCAAGGAGGUGCAGCUGUGGCACGACAGUUUCCUCAGACUCUCCAAGCAGCAAUCAAAAAAUGAUUAAAGUUUGUAAAGACCUUC
Messenger RNA from Malurus melanocephalus (red-backed fairy wren), 1691 nucleotides. RefSeq names its product acrosin binding protein (gene ACRBP). Gene Ontology annotation, cellular component: acrosomal vesicle; nucleus. The record is from RefSeq and is a predicted model, not a curated record. Lineage: Eukaryota; Metazoa; Chordata; Aves; Passeriformes; Maluridae.